Ilex paraguariensis (yerba mate) is the source of this 788-nucleotide messenger RNA. The record is from the annotation of a GenBank genome assembly. Lineage: Eukaryota; Viridiplantae; Streptophyta; Magnoliopsida; Aquifoliales; Aquifoliaceae.
CGGUUCUGAUUUUCUCUCAGAGCCGCCUCACUCUCUGUCUGUCUGUGCCGCCAAUCGGUUCUGAUUUCGUUGAGUGGGAAGGGAGAAAAUGCCAUUGGGACUGAUAUUAGGGUUAGGGAGGGCAUUUAGAAGGAAGCGCACAUCGUCUCUUGACAUUCUCACUUCGAAACGUGGCCCAAGGGAUUAUUACAAGGGGAAGAAUUGCAUACCAACUGGUUUUCACACUCGCAAAGGUGGUUAUGUAGUGGUGCAAGAAAAACUGCCAAACUAUGUAGUCCCUGAUUUGACUGACUUCAAGCUAAAACCAUAUGUGUCCCAGUGUCCAAUAGAAGUUAGCUCUACUGAGGCUGCUGAUUCGGGUAAAUAAAUCCAUGGAGUUUGAAGAAAUUAAUAAUCUGCCUUUCGGCAUGGAAUUUUACUAUGCAUGUUGCUCUCCUUUUGUUCCCUUCCUCUUUUUAUCUUGUUGAGUUCUGGGGUUUUCCCCAAGGGAGAAGAGGGUGAGGUUCAGGGGCAGCUUAGGCUACUUGAUAGAUUUUGAUUUUGCUUAUACUCAUUCUCUUUUUUUAGUAUUAUGCUACUUGGUAGAUUUUGAAUUGGUUUGUACUCGGUCUCUUAUUUAGUUAUGACUACCUUGUUUCUAACAUGAUUCACUGAAAUUACUUUGACUAUGUUGAAACAAUGAUCAUGAGAGAAACUUGUGUUAACGCAAACUACUGGGAUGAAACUGCACUUACCUGCCUCUGAACUGAGGCUGCAUGGUCAUGACGAUUCCACAAAUUAGUAGCAAA